Asterias rubens (European starfish) is the source of this 3240-nucleotide messenger RNA. Its product is annotated as poly(A) RNA polymerase, mitochondrial-like. The record is from RefSeq and is a predicted model, not a curated record. Bases 1 to 2376 code for a protein of 791 amino acids. Gene Ontology annotation, cellular component: mitochondrion. The transcript has 8 exons. Gene Ontology annotation, molecular function: poly(A) RNA polymerase activity. NCBI's taxonomy places the organism in Eukaryota, Metazoa, Echinodermata, Asteroidea, Forcipulatida, Asteriidae.
AUGGCAGCGCCCUGGCGUGCAAUCGCUUUUGAGAAAUCACACAGUUUUAUUCGCUCAAACUCUCAAAAGUUCCUGCCAUACAACAAUGGAAGGUGCUACUGCCAAACAACAGAUGAAGGUUUCUCGAAAAGUCCAUUUUGGCGAAACAUUGCUAGGCGCAAGGACCAGGCAUCUAGAAGUAUCUUAGCAAGGUUAUCAGGAAAGACAUCAGAGGAGAGUUUACUGCAGUAUUGUAACAGUCAUGGCAAAGUUGUACACUCAUUCACAUACAGCCAACAGUUGCAUGGGCGAUAUGCACUGGUAGAAUUCAAGACAACUGAUGCAGUCAAUCUUAUCAUAGACAGAGCCUAUGCCUCUAAUCAUAAUACUCAAGUCCAGUCUCGAUUCCUGAGUUUCUCGGGGUCAGGGCAGAGUAGUAACACAGCCAGGAAGAACCAACAGCUUAAUAAAGACUGCAGCAUCGCAGAACUCCAAGAAAAACUGGCUGAGGGCAAGUCGGUUUCAGAUCAGCUAGAUAUCCUUACCAAAGAGCAAGAGCUGAGUGACUCUGAGACUCGUCUUCGUUUCUUAGUGUGUUCCUUGAUUGAGGAGGCGUUUCGUAAGAUCCUUCCAGACUGCUCCCUGCACUUGUUUGGUUCUUCAGUCAAUGGCUUCGGCAGACGCAGCUGUGAUGUGGACAUGUUUCUGGACCGGAAAACAGCUCAAGGAAUUAUCCCAGUGAGGAUGCGAGCCGGCGAAUACAAACUAAAAUAUGAUCAACAAUCGGCUGAUUCUGAGCGAGUUGCAACCCAGGCAACCCUGUCCACACUGGCAUCCUACCUAGAGAAACAAGUACCUCAUUGUAUGUCUGUUGCUAGGAUACUACAAGCAAAGUGCCCUCUGGUGAAGUUUCGUCAUCAUGCAACGGGGCUCUCAUGUGACUUGACAGGAGACAAUAGAAUUGCUCUGAAAAGCAGUGAACUCCUUUACAUCUACGGUCAUCUGGAUCCCAGAGUGCGCCCUCUUGUGUUCAUGAUUCGUCAUUGGGCUCGUUACCAAAGCAUCACAAGCUCCAAUCCAGGUUACUGGAUCACUAACUUUCCCUUGACGCUUCUAGUGGUGUAUUUCCUGCAGUCCCGACCCAAGCCUAUUGUUCCUUCAUUUGACUACCUUCAGUCUCUAGCCGUUGAUUCCGAUCGCUGUAUGAUUGAUGGAAUGGAUUGCACUAUUCCUGGUGAUCUCACAACCGUUGUGCCUACAGAGAACACACAAACUACAGCCCAGUUACUACAUGAGUUCUUCAAAUUCUGCACAUUGUUUGAUUUUGAGGGUAAUUCUGUCUCGGUGCGUAGAGGUACGUCCUGCCCCAAGCAAGAUCCAAGCUUUCCUCUUCACAUGCAGAAUCCCUUCGAACCAGAACUCAACAUGUGCAAGAACGUCUCGCAAAGCCUGCUACAAGACAUUCACAAACACUCCCAUCAUGCAUUGCAAAUAAUGGACCUCCCAGGAUUCCAAGGACCUGAGUCUAGGUCAGAGGUCAUCCAGCCAUGGGGAAUCGGAGCCCUACUGACCUCCGUCAAAGCCAGACGCAGUGGGAAACGCUCUCUUUUCAUCAACAAUGGAGUGGGGAAUAUCUUGCGGGGUUUGUCUCGGGAAAAGAAACCUUCAACCAGUUCAACAAAAAACGUCUCCACUGUCACACUCACUGGGAACGAGUCUAAUUUACAACCUUCAACCGAUUCAACAGAAAACAGCUCCACUGUCACAAUCACUGGGAACGAGUCUAAUUUACAACCUUCAACCGAUUCAACAGAAAACAGCUCCACUGUCACAAUCACUGGGAACGAGUCUAAUUUACAACCUUCAACCGAUUCAACAGAAAACAGCUCCACUGUCACAAUCACUGGGAACGAGUCUAAUUUACAACCUUCAACCGAUUCAACAGAAAACAGCUCCACUGUCACAAUCACUGGGAUUGAGUCUAAUUUACAGGGGCUCUCUCAUCUUCCAGUACAGCAUACCAAUGGCAGGACUGUGCAAACACAAACACUGACAGCGCUUGAUGCAAGUCUUAAGUCCCAUAGUACAGUGACCUCUGAGAGUGAACAGAGAACACCUAACAACACUCCUUCAAAUAAACAUACAAACAACAACAACAUUCAUGAAGACUCUGAAUCAGAGACUGCUUUGUAUUCUAGGCCAGAAUUAAUAGCAGUUCAACCUGUUGACUCUCACCACAAGAAUGCCUCUGCAAUGAAUGGUGUUGAAGGCACACUAACUGAAUCUCAAGUCUCAAGGAAGCAUCCAGUUCCAAAAUUACAAAUAACAAUUAAUGACGUCAGAAGAAGACUCUUUUAUAGACGGCAAGAAAAAGUUACCAAAGGCAUCGUUCAUUGAUGGGGGUUUUUGGUCAAAUUAUUAAUUAAGAUUUACUAAACCCUUCUACCAUGCUGCACAUUGUUCAACAUGUUCAACAAGAAAUGCAUGAUACAUUCAGUUGCUCAGUAUACAACUAUGCAAUCUAUAAUUGUAUUUAAAGCAUACAACUUCAGGGGUUGAAUAUUUGUAUGGCUUCUGACUGGCACCCCAAAUCAACGAUUUUGAGAGACCGCCAACAUGGGGGAAGAUAGCUCAGUUAGUUGAGCGCGGUCACGUUACUCCAUUGGCUCAAAUCCAGCGCGAGUCAAUUUUGUUUUGUUCAACCCCAAAUCAUUUAUAAAUGUACACAGUCAGUUUGCCUUGUGGUUUAUUGAUAAAAAAAUAAAGAAAGUCACUAUAACUUCACGCCACAGUAAGCAAGUAUUUUUGAAUAGUGAAAUGGCACCAAAAGUGCAGACAAAUUCAGUGUGAUUUGAUGUCUUAAGUAUUCUAAAUUUUGAGAAUGUUAUUAUAGGUCCAAGCCAAUGACAGUGUUCCAACUAACCCCUGGUAGGGAUGUGAAAAAAAGCAGUUCUUUUUCAAAGACACAAGUUCCGAGGCCAAGAUACGAACCCACACCCCAAUGACUUAACCAUCAGAACUUAGUCUGUUGCGUUCGUUUAGCCUGGUUCGUACUUCAACUGAACUGCAAAGGCGCAGCAAUUUUCCUUGCAUCACAAUUGAAAACACCACAUACUUUAAUUUUUGCAUCACAUAAUUCGCUUUAAAUUUGCAUGAAGUAUGAAUGGGCCUUUAGAAAGCUGGACCAUAAUUUAUAUGCUUUCUUUAAAGGCAGUGGACACUAUUAGCAUAAAACCUUACUUGGUAACGAGUAAUGGCGAG